GCGCCCAGCGAUGGGUCUACAGAUGUUGCUGAAAAGCCGACGACGUUCCGAGCCAUCGUCGAAAGCUACCUCAAGCGAGAUGGAGACAUCGUCGUCAUGCCGGCAGCAACUCGAGAUCCCAGAGAUCCGAUGAACAUUUCGAAAUGGCACAAAAUCCUUGGACUAGGAUGUCUCUCCUUCUUCGGCGCAUUGAUCAUGUCCGCAGAAUUGAUCCUCGGUGCUGCGCUCCCCGUUUUCGCAAUUCAAUACGCCGGGAUUGACCCUUCGACGUUCUUGCCAGCCCUCGCCAAUACUGCUGGUGGAUUUCCCGCCGGAAGCAACCCUCUCAUGGCGCUCGAGUAUCUCGGUGGUCCUCCGAUUUUCAAGGUCUACUUCCUGGCAACCAUGCCCCUCCUGGUCAUUAGCGUCGCGAAUUUAUUCCUCGUGCCGUUGGGCAUCUCGAUCGGCCGUCGUCCUGUCAUCCUCAUAGCUGGGCUCGUCGCAAUUGCUGGAGCUGCGUGGGCAGGGGAGAGCGAUUCUCUGGAUACCCACAUCAUUGCACGUUGCCUCCAGGCAAUUGGAGCUGGCUCGGUUGAGAGUCUGAUUCCAUUCAUUAUUCAAGAUAUCGUGCCGGUACACCAGCGAAACACUUGGAUCUCGGCCGCGUUCGCCGCCCAGGGUGUCAUUAUCAUUGCGAUCGGCUUCUCGGCGCCAUUCAUGAUUGUCAACCUCUCCUGGCGCUGGAUCUAUCAUGCCACUGCGAUUGCUGCCUCAUUCUUUCUCGUUGGUGUAUUUUUCUUCCUACCUGAGACUCGAUGGUACCGCACCCGAGACGAAAUGGAUGGUAUUCCGCGCGAUGAUGCAGAGGUCCACUACCCACCGCGAACUUGGAAAACAAACCUGUCCCUGUACAAUGGUUUCCAGUUCAACAAGGGAGGCCAAGCGCUGCUUGACACAAUCUCGACCUUUUUCUACCCGUCCAUCUUCUUCGUCACCAUCCUCAAUGGAGCUGUGAUUGCAGGCGGGUUCGCCGCCGGAUUUUCGGCGGCUCCCGCUCUGCUUGUUCAACCUUGGUCGUGGCCCUUUCAAAACAUCGGUUUAUGCCUUAUUCCGAUCCUCAUUGCCGCUGGCUUCAUCGUCCUCGUUACUGGGCCUUUUGCCGACUGGACAGCGAACCUUGCAGCGAAAUCGCGGGGGCGACGACUUCCAGAGAACCAGCUCAUCAACCUCGCUCUACCAUGGGCAUCCAGCAUGCUUGGCACUUUGCUUUUCGGUCUUAGCGGUGGCAAUCAGACCAAGUACCACUGGAUGGUUUUCCUCCUGAGUCUUGCUUUCACUACGUUCGGCUUCCUGGGAGUAAGUACCAUCACGACCGUGUACGUUCUGGAGAGCUACCCGCACAUCGCGGGCCCAGUCUUGGUCAAUGUCGCGACGUUCCGUUGGAUUAUGGCCUUCUUUCUCAUCUUGUGGGCAUCGGACUGGAUCGUCGACCUCGGCUAUCUCCCAACCUUCUCGAUCUAUCUCGGCAUCAUCGCUUUCUCUGGCCUUAUGAUGCCUUUUGUCUAUGUCUUCGGGCCAUCAUGGAGGAAGAGAUUCUCGGGCGAUCACUUGGCCAACCGAAACUAUGGAAUCUGAUGGAAACGUCGUGUUGGAUGAUCCACUUGUGGGCCAACGUGAAACCUGUCUCUCUCAUCUCCGGCAAUACUUGCGGAGUGAUCAUGAUGGCUGGACGUUGUACAAGGCGGAUGUGUAUAUUUUCAUGAUUAAUGACAUGAACAUGAAUUACCCUC
This is a messenger RNA of Dissoconium aciculare CBS 342.82, 1769 nucleotides long. Its product is annotated as major facilitator superfamily transporter. The coding region runs from base 97 to 1614 and encodes 505 amino acids. Lineage: Eukaryota; Fungi; Ascomycota; Dothideomycetes; Mycosphaerellales; Dissoconiaceae. Gene Ontology annotation, molecular function: transmembrane transporter activity. Gene Ontology annotation, biological process: transmembrane transport. The record is from RefSeq and is a predicted model, not a curated record. The transcript has 3 exons.